AGAGGGAGUACGAAAGACUAUUGGCGAUGUGCUGAAGGAGAUGGUGCCACCGGCCGAGCUUCCCAUUGUCCGCAUGGUGGUGGGUGAGGAGAUCUUUGGCGCCAAUGAGCAACUGGUGUCUGAGCUCGACGCUCUCCGCGACAUGUGGCGGAUGUUGAGGGAGGCCAACGAGGGACGUUAUGCCGAGGACGAGGCUCUUGCUGCUGGUGGUACUCCACGUACUCGUCCGCAGACUCCGCUGAGGGGUCCACGGAAGCAUGUCCAUGCCUCGCUUGCCGCCCAGUUGCGGGCGGUGCUCAACGGCGACGUCGACCAAGCCGCGCUCCCGCCGCCAGACUCUGCCCGCGAGGCUGAGAUCAGAGCCAUGCUUGCCGACCCUGGAAAGAGCAAGACCAGCGAGAGCGCUCGGCGGGAUGCUCUUGGCGGCCGCCAUGCGGUCAAGGCCUCAGAGUCGGCGGACGAGGUCGUGGCACUGCAGCCCGAUCUCACUGCUCUCCGCGUCGACGCCGUCAAGCCGCUGCUGCUUGAGGCGCUGGCACGGGAGCACGCCAUUCUUCUUCAAGAGGUUGCGUACUUGCAGGCCUGCCUCGAGGCGGAAGUCGCGUAUAAGCCGCCGCCCGCGCCGCCAACCCUCGAUGAGCUCCGAGUGCUCGAGGGCAAGCUCAUGCCCAAGGGUGCCGCCGCCACCACCACUGCUGCCCCCAAGAUUGAGUCAAAUCGGGCUGCCGUCAAGCUAGGCCCAGUCCGCGGGCCUGUUCCUCUCCGGAGGCGUGGCCGGGCCGUCCGGCCGGCCGCUGUGCCGAUCGCACCCGGCGGCAAACUGCCGUCGCCGCCGCCGGGCCGACGUCGCAACUGA
Messenger RNA from Thecamonas trahens ATCC 50062, 856 nucleotides. RefSeq lists its product as uncharacterized. The record is from RefSeq and is a predicted model, not a curated record. NCBI's taxonomy places the organism in Eukaryota, Apusomonadida, Apusomonadidae. The transcript has 2 exons. Bases 41 to 856 code for a protein of 271 amino acids.